AUGAAAGAACAUGAAAAUGAACCCGAGCAAAUAAUUAGACCAUGGCGAAUAUUUUAUGAAUUUCGUUUUUCCGAACUUGCUAUGAAGAAUGAAGUUAAAGCUGUUGAAUUGAGGUUUAAACAACAAACUAGCCAGAACAGGGUCGAUUUAUUUGGAAAGAAGUCUCAAUUAGGUAUGUAA
Messenger RNA from Clunio marinus, 180 nucleotides. The record is from the annotation of a GenBank genome assembly. NCBI's taxonomy places the organism in Eukaryota, Metazoa, Arthropoda, Insecta, Diptera, Chironomidae.